Messenger RNA from Nicrophorus vespilloides, 1065 nucleotides. Its product is annotated as cat eye syndrome critical region protein 6 homolog. The annotation marks the transcript as partial. The transcript is spliced from 3 exons. NCBI's taxonomy places the organism in Eukaryota, Metazoa, Arthropoda, Insecta, Coleoptera, Silphidae. The record is from RefSeq and is a predicted model, not a curated record.
CACCGCGAACCGGCGCCGACGACAGCGCCAGUUCCUCGCGAGCUUCCACAGCGAUCGCAUGCGACCGCCCCCCAUUCUGUAACGCAGAAUUACGCGAGACGUCGAGACACACGUGCUUAGCCAAAACAAUCGGAGGUGGUGGUAACCAGGACGCAGCUCGACCCGACGAACCGGAUCACCACAGGAACCUGAAAAAGUGGUUGCAAAAGCGAUUUCUACACGGAAAACAGUUUCAGAAAAAAGUUGACAAACUUUUGAAAACUCUCCCCCAGUCACAAGAGUUUGACCCCGCACGUUUCUGAUCCCAUCCGCUUACGACUAGGUAAUGUUCGGUAUAUGGAUGGAAAACCGCAAUAGGGCGGCGAAGAAAGAGAGAUGCCAUGAUGAACGAAUGCGGUAUUAAGACGGUGGAUUUGAUACAGAGUUCAGCCCGUCCGUAUAACAGUAAUUGGAACGUGCGGGCGGGGGAGAAAAUUGCGCGCUAUCCGGGAGUUAGAUAUGAUAGUUAUAGUUUGGGAGCGGCGAGGUACGAAAUGAGGUACAACAACGGGCCGCCGUCGGCAGCGAGUAUGGUCGCAUCUUAUGGAGUGUACCAUGACUCUGGAAGACGACAUCAUGUCGAGGACGACGAUGACGGGUUUCUACCAAGACCUAGUCCAGCGUACCAUGGGGUCAUGGUGAACGCUACAGGUAUAGCGAGCGUGAUAAGACCACCGCCGCAACCUCUUCAACCUCAACACGUAGAGGUUGGCGCUUCAGCUGAAAUAGCACCAGGUGCUGCUGCGACUGGUGGAACUGCCGCUCCCGUAGCUGCUGAAGGCGGCACAGAAGGAGACGGUGAUGGCGACGGGGGCUGCUGUUGCUGCUCCUGCUGCUGCUGCUGUGCUCCCUCGACAACAUCCACGACGGCUCCCGAGAACGAGGAGUCCUGCUUGGUGUCCUGGUGCAGACCGACAAUCCUGCUCCUCUUGCUCGUACUACUUAUUGUGAUUUUCGUACUCGUGUCUGGUAUCCUGCUGUACUACAACUAUGUAUCCUACCGACCGCCGCAGACUUACGUCGAAG